UCCGAGGCUACCACACUUUUUUUGUUAACACCAUGGCAGGUAAGGAAGUGGCUAAACAGAGUCUCAAGGUGGUGAUGUUUCUUGGAAGUGCGCGUGAAAAUCGCGUUUGCACGCGUGUGUCGAAAUUCGUGCACGAGCAACUGACAAGGAGCGGCCACGACGUUACAGUUAUUGAUCCUCUGGAAAUGGACCUUCCAGUUCUACGACAAUCGAUGAUGUUUGUCAAAGACUGGACGACUCUCCCAGAGACUAUGGUCAAAGCCAAUGAAACGCUAGUAAACAGUGACACCAUCGUUGUCAUCUCUCCCGAAUACAACCACUCAAUCCCACCAGCGCUGAGCAAUCUCAUUGAUCACUUUCCCAUCUCUUCUUAUAAGUACAAAGUCAGUGGCAUUGUCUGUUAUUCUCCCGGGCCGUAUGGGGGCAUGAGAGCAGCGAUGCAGCUUCGUUGCUUGCUCUCUGAGAUCGGUACAAUCAGUGUCCCUCAUAUCUUUGGGAUACCUCACGUAACAAAGGCAUUGGACGAAGACGGGAAACCACUGAAUGAACAUAUGGAAUCGGGUGCUCGGAAGUUGAUCACUCAGCUGGGUUGGUAUAGUGAGGCAUUAAAAGCGAAGAAGGAGAAAGAUGGCGUACCAUCGUAGUUUAGCAUUCCUUCGUUAACUAUGACGUUUGAUUGAACUCGAUUGAGUCAACAGCAGCUUGUUGCUAAAAUGAUUGAUUUUAUGGCAUUUUUAUUAAUGAUUUUAUUGUUGUAUGUAUCACUACAUACCAUUAUUCACGCUGCUGCAUGAUGUGCACUUGUCCUUCAAUACAAGCUAGGUAUAAAAAUUUCAACAA
Messenger RNA from Corticium candelabrum, 840 nucleotides. RefSeq lists its product as uncharacterized. Gene Ontology annotation, cellular component: cytosol. The transcript is spliced from 2 exons. NCBI's taxonomy places the organism in Eukaryota, Metazoa, Porifera, Homoscleromorpha, Homosclerophorida, Plakinidae. The record is from RefSeq and is a predicted model, not a curated record. Gene Ontology annotation, molecular function: FMN binding; oxidoreductase activity. The coding region runs from base 33 to 644 and encodes 203 amino acids.